Molecule: messenger RNA, 1913 nt
Organism: Malus domestica (apple)
Lineage: Eukaryota; Viridiplantae; Streptophyta; Magnoliopsida; Rosales; Rosaceae
Product: BTB/POZ domain-containing protein At5g17580-like
Source: RefSeq, a predicted model, not a curated record
UUCUACGAGAGAAUGAAGGCCAGAUGUGCUAUAAUUUUUCUUUGGUAAUAAUAAUCGUUGUUCGCAGGUUCUUCUGGCUGAAAAAUCAGCCAAAGUUGCUGCCUUACUCAUACAGAAAUCGCAGGAUGAUCUUUCUCGCUUCCUUAGAAAUAUCCCUGCUGACACAGACACUCUGGAGCUUGUUGCCAGAUUCUACCACGGCUUUGAAAUUCAGAUGUCCUCUGAGAAUAUUGUACCUCUCAUUUGUGUAGCUCACUACUUGGAGAUGACUGAAAACCACAGCAAAAAUAAUUUGUUAAGUAAGGCGCUUUCUUAUUUUCAAGAAAGAAUCCUCCCGAGCUGGAAUGAAACUGUGAAGGCUUUCCGAGCCACAGAAAAGUUCCUCCAACAGUCUGUGAAGCUCGGUUUAAUCGAUGCCUGUAUAGAUUCUAUCAUUCAAAAGGCACUAGCUAAUCCCAGCCUUCUCGGAGAGCCAAUCAACAAUUUGAUGAAGUAUGAUGACGAUAGUGAGGAUGAUGACGAAGAAGGCUAUAGGCCGAGCGCAAGGAGAAGGCUCUUUGUUCUUGAUUGGCAAUCGGAAGACUUGACAACACUGUCCCUUCCGAUCUAUGAGCCUGUCAUCCUUGGAAUGAAUAAGCAUGACGUUCCAUCGCGGUAUGUGGCUGCAUCCCUUUGUAACUAUACAAAGAAAUGGGUUUUCUCUAGCAGCGGAGAGGAAGAUAAGAUGAACUAUCAAAGGGAAAUCCUUGAAGCAGUGGAGAGAUUGUUGCCUCAUGACAUUGGACUACUUCCAUGCACAUUAUUGUUUGAAAUCCUCCGUUUCGCUAUUCUUUUGGAAGUGAGUUCUGACUGUAGAAAUGGGAUUGAGAUCAGAAUCGGAAAACAACUGGAACGGGCAACAGUCAAAGACCUCUUGAUACCAUCUCAAGGCUAUUCCAAGGAAAUGCAAUACGAGAUUGGGUGUUUGAGGCGGAUACUGAAAGUGUUCUAUGGAAGUUUUACUUCUUCAGACGUAUCCGGGCUAGUUGCAGUAGCUGAACUCAUUGAAGAAUUCUUGGCUGAAAUUGCCAGUGACAUAGAUCUGAAGAUAGGUACAUUUGUUGAAUUAGCAGAGAUGUCGAUUGCAGCAUCGUUGGGUAUACAAAGAACCUCAGAUGGAAUAUACAGGGCGGUUCAUAUCUACUUAGAUAAGCACAGGCACUUGACGGAGAUGGAACGAGAGGAAGUGUGUCAGGUUUUGGAUUUCAAAAAGAUGUCGCCCGAAGCAUGUGAACAUGCUACCAAAAAUGAAAUGUUGCCUCUGAGAGUGGUGGUGCAGGUGUUAUUUGCAGGGCAGUUGCAGCUGCGGGAUACGAUCAUCAACGAGGUGCAGGGUUCAGACGAAAGAACAACAAAGGAGGCUGCGGAGGAGAAUGAAGCAAAGUUGGAUGUUGGUGAGGGAGAAAUGAGAUCCGAGAUGGACAAAAUGAGCAUAAAGGUGAUGGAGCUUGAAAGAGAGUGCUAUAAGAUGAGGAAAGAGAUUGAGAAUGGCUGCAACCCCAAGGUGAAGGAGAAAACUAGCUUGUGGAGAGAAAUGAAGAGGAAGUUCGGGUGCAUCAACAGUGUGGGCGAUUCUAACUGCCAAUUGAAGAAGAAGAAGAAGAAGAAGGUGCAUCCAAAACAUGGAAUGUGACAUGUAGAACGUAGAAUAUGUGUCAAUGUGUAACCAAUUUUUUUUGUCUUUGGACGAUUAUAAUUGACGUGGCAUGUUUAGAAUAAAGGAAGCAAAUUAUAGGGGAGAAAAAACCAAACAUAGGAUAUCCGAUCCACUUCAUAUUUGGGUCAUGUUAGCGAACGACAUGUAACUUGUUAAGCAAAUGUAACCCCGCAAAUUUUGUUUUAUUAAUUUAAUUUUUCAAACAAAAGAAAAUUUG